GCCAGCCCAGCUGGAAUCUCCACCACCAGAACUCAUUCAAGGCAAUGCAAAACCUAUAGGAACAAAUCAAAGAAAAGGAGUAAGAAUUACUCCUCCUCAGCCACAAUAGCAAAUGGCAAUUCUUUCAACCUCUCUACCAUCAUUCACUAGUCCAUCCUCCUCCUUUUCAUCACCAACCAAACCAACUCUUUGCCCUAAUCCCAGUACUUCAUUUUUCAACAAAAAAGUUACUACUAAUUGUCAGCAUGAAAAUAUGCUGUUUUCACAUCACAAAACUGCAUCUUAUCGGUAUUCAUCUUGGGGAAGAUUUACCACUGAAGAAGAAGAAGAAGAUGUUGAUUGUUGUAGCUUUCAAGAAGCAGUUGAGCUCUUCAACAAGAAGGAAUAUUAUAGAUGCCAUGAUGUUCUUGAAUCCCUUUGGAACAAGUCCCAAGAGCCCACCAGAACUCUUGUGCAUGGCAUUUUGCAAUGUGCUGUAGGUUUCCAUCAUCUUUUUAAUCAGAACCACAGGGGAGCUAUGAUGGAGUUGGGAGAGGGACUGUGUAAGCUGAGAAAAAUGAACUUCGAGGAUGGACCGUUUCAUAUGUUUGAGAAAGACAUAUCUGGAGUAUUGGAUUUUAUCUACCAAACUCAGUUAGAGCUCGCUGCCUGUACUGAGGAUUUAUGCAUUACAAUGGAUCAAUCGGAAAGAUCAUACCAGCUUCUUGGUGGUUAUGCUGCUGGUCAGCCCCUCUAUCGUGUGCAAAGCACUAACCAAUUAGACAACUCCAACUACAUUGUUUUCUGCCCAGAGCGGAAUCGUGGUUUUAAUGGUCAAAUUCGAAUAAGACUUCCAAUUCUGCAGGCAUCAGAAGAUGAUCUUAUGAACUUAGACACCAAUUAUUAGCCAAAUUAGUUAUAUGUUUAUCUCCUAGUUUCACAAAGUGAUAUGAGGUUUACAUCAUUUACUUUCAUAUGGCAAG
Molecule: messenger RNA, 962 nt
Organism: Coffea arabica (coffee)
Lineage: Eukaryota; Viridiplantae; Streptophyta; Magnoliopsida; Gentianales; Rubiaceae
Source: RefSeq, a predicted model, not a curated record